UUCGCGUUUGCGUUCCUUCCUCGAACACACAUGCACUGCGGCAAGGUCCGUCGCUUUCCUGGUGCUCAUGUGGUGUGAAAAAAAACGAAAAAACUAAGGAGAAAGCCGGUUUCUCCCUCAAAUCCGGGCCAUCCUCCCCUCUCUCCCGCUGCCAGAAGAACUGGCACUGUCUUCCCGUCUCCUUCUUGCGUUUUCGUUUUUUGUUCUCUUUGUCGGAACAAAUUCUUUCGAAGAACGCGCUCUCGAGUUUGGUUCUCCGCCUUUUUCCCAGUCGCGUCCCCGUCGGUCGCACACACAGCUCGGCGUCUCAUCCGCGUUGUCUUCCUGUCUCAGUGUGCGUCCGCUUCCAGACUCCGCGACAGUCCAUUCUUCUCUCGUUUCUGACUGCGGGCUGCCGUGGAAAAAAGGAACAGACGAGGGAGUAGUGAAUGUUCACUUUCGGGGAACGCGGACGCUCUCAUUCUUCUUCGCUUACCUCUGUCUGCCAGUUGCAUGUUUCCGGCAGCUCACAGAGUCGGAAUCAAACUCUCAAGAGUUCUUCGCCUCUGACCUGUUUUAUUUUUCGCACUCUCCUCAUCCUCUCGGAAGCUCCAACGAGAACGCAACGUCUUUCUUUGCGUGUCUUCCGGUUUUUCUCGUCUCUGUGUGCGCGUCCCUCCCCGUUCCACCCCCUCCUUUCUCUCCAGCCUCUCUCUGUCUGCCUGUUUCACCUGACAUUUCCUCCCCCUCUGUCUCUGUCGUAUUUCUCACGGUGUUUCUCAGCCCCCGCCCCCCAUCUUUUCUGACCUGUGUCUCCCCGCGCUUCUCUCCUUUCUGCCCGCGCUCCCGUCUCUUCUGUGGCCUUCGCCAGCCGUCUCCGUCUCUCCCCACGAUGGCGUUCUUUGACGACUCUUCGAGUUUCUUUUCUUCCCCGUUCGGCGGCGACUUCGGCGGCCCUGCCGGCGGCUCGGAAGCGGGGCUUCGACGCUCAAGUGGUGCCGGUUUCGGCUCCCAGCCGUUCGAAGACUUCGCCUCCCCUUCUCUCUUCUCCUCGCAGCAGGCGCCGAAGCAAAGUCGCUCAGCCGCCUCUUCCUCCUUCCAGGGUACCUCUGCCUCCGGCGCAGAGGGCCUGGUCUACGUCACUGUCGGGAUGCUUCAGAGUGCAGCGAAGGAGAUGCGCGCGGGCGGCGAGAGCACUCAGGCCUUCAGACUUCACGGUAACGACGUCGGUCUGGUGGGUCUCCGAGGCUGGGUGGCGCCUCCAGGGUGCGAGAAGCUUGCAUCGCUGGUCCGCUUCAAGCUGGCGGACGGCACAGGCGAAAUCGAGGUCGAGUACGACAUGGUCGACGGCAAACCAUGGUGGGGGAUCCACGAGGAAGAAGCUGCGGGGGUAGUCCUGCCUGAGGUCGAUGGCCGAUGCGGCGCGGACGAGGCCGAUGGACAAGGGAACCAGAGAGCUGUCGAGGUUCUGGGUGGGAGGCGACGGUUUCUCGAGGUCGGUUCUCUCGUUCGAAUCGCUGCAGGCGUCUCGAUGGACUUGAAGGGUGAAGUUUCUCUCUCGGCCUCCGCCUGCGCCCCCAUCAAAGAUCCCGCCGAAUUCGUUCUCCUCCACCCUGCAGCUGUCGCGCAUGCAGCCGCCACUUUCGCGGCGAGACGCGGCACUCUCCGGCCCCAGGAGGACGAGCCGCCGAAGCAGGAGGCAGAGCGCGGCUUGAAAAAGGUCAAGACGGAAGACCUGAAGCCGACAGAGGCCGACCCCGCGGCUCCCGCAAAUCUGUCGCCUGAUGAGGAGCAGAAGCUUUUGGCGGAUUACAGCCACAUCGAGGACCCUGUCCAGCGCGAGAUCAUUCUCGUUCUUUUGACGCAAGGCGGAGGGGCGAAACGCGCGCCGAAAGCGACGGUGAAGGCCGAGGUUCAGUGCCGAAGCCGUGGAUGCACGGAGGAACAGCUGGACGCUGCGCUAAAGGACCUAGAAGAAGCAGCCGAAAUCAUCGAACAUGCAGGCUUUGUGGCCCUCGCUUGCUAGGGAAACGCAAGAUGGCACAAGAAGAGUGAGGAGGCAGAGGACCCAGGGAAUGAAAUAUGUAUACCUAAGUGGAGGCAUGCGUCUGUGCGUGAGGCGAGGGAAUAAAAACGGAGUCCAGCAGAGACAUUGAAUGGCCUCUCUUGGCCGGAAAACGAAGAGAAAAGACGGGUGGCGGAAGCUCUGAAAAUCCGCAGAGAGAGGGCGAACUAAAGCAGAGAGUAUAUCUAAGAAGAGAUAGGGUGCAAAAGCAGGUCGGGCGGGUGUACAAAAGGAAACAAGGCACCUAGUAUCGCGCGAGGACAGACAACAGCGUAAACGCGCUCGGUGUGAGCAGGCAAAAACACAAUGCAGUGAGAGAAAGCGAAGAUCGAGGCUACGAGACGCGGCAAUGCAACCACAGGCUUUAAGGGAUCUGUGUGUUUUGCGCGUUAUAACUCGGUACGCAGAGUUCUGUCGUCCGUUGUCGUUUCCUGGAGAACGCUGCUGCGCCGGCAUGCGACGGGAGAGACGACCAGCCCAACAAGACACCGCGUGAUGGAAUACAUGUGCGAGUGUCUGCUGCAUACAUAAACGAAAUGAAUCUUUGCCUCUGCGAAAAGGGCGGUGGUAUCGGGCCCCUCCUUUCGUCGCAACAGUUACUCCAAAACAGUCCCAUGAUGUGUGUGGCGAGCGCGAAAAUACGGCAAACGGGAGUCUUCAAGGCCGUGCUGUUCUCGUAGGGAGGUCGGACUUGGCUCAUGGCUGGUUGCUUGUGUUUUAGCGUUUCGUCUUUGCUUUGCCAUUUUUGCCUCGGGAGCCCGCGUGGGAAACCAGUUACCAACACAUCGCUUUCUGCAAGGCUACUUUAAUUUUCAAUUUCAUUCUCCACGGUGUGCAAAAAACGCCAUGCUCAGCUGUCUUCUCGUGCAUGCGCCUGCGGCCUAAAGUCAUGCAACC
Toxoplasma gondii ME49 is the source of this 2941-nucleotide messenger RNA. RefSeq lists its product as hypothetical. The coding region runs from base 872 to 2005 and encodes 377 amino acids. The transcript is spliced from 3 exons. Lineage: Eukaryota; Apicomplexa; Conoidasida; Eucoccidiorida; Sarcocystidae. The record is from RefSeq and is a predicted model, not a curated record.